Molecule: messenger RNA, 327 nt
Organism: Acaulospora morrowiae
Lineage: Eukaryota; Fungi; Glomeromycota; Glomeromycetes; Diversisporales; Acaulosporaceae
Source: the annotation of a GenBank genome assembly
GAACAUAACAGUCACUCUUUUAUAGCUGGCCUCGUUGGAGGAUAUUACGUUUUUGGAGAAAAUAACAAUAUCAAUCAACAGAUUGUACUUUACGUCUUCGCGAGAAUUAUGAUUGGCUUGGCAAAACUACCAGUGGCACGCAAGACAAUCGAAGAACCCAAAAAUACAUUUCCGGUGUUUGCUGCUGUUGUAUGGGGACUUGUUAUGUGGCUUUUUCGCCAUGAUCGUGACGUUUUACAGCCGUCUUUACAGGCAUCCAUGCAAUACUUAUAUUUAGAUUCGGAUCAUUGGUCCACGCUCAAGAAUUUCCUGUGGCAUAAUAUAUAA